Messenger RNA from Cornus florida, 981 nucleotides. RefSeq names its product glutathione S-transferase 2-like. The transcript has 10 exons. Lineage: Eukaryota; Viridiplantae; Streptophyta; Magnoliopsida; Cornales; Cornaceae. Gene Ontology annotation, molecular function: maleylacetoacetate isomerase activity; glutathione transferase activity. Gene Ontology annotation, biological process: L-phenylalanine catabolic process; glutathione metabolic process. The record is from RefSeq and is a predicted model, not a curated record. Bases 16 to 717 code for a protein of 233 amino acids. Gene Ontology annotation, cellular component: cytoplasm.
UCAAUUCUCUCUACCAUGGCCUCGGAAACACUGGGAAAUCCUGGCGAUUCCUCAUCAUCAACAUUGUCUUCUUCGGCUUCGAAGCUCGUUCUGUACUCACACUGGCAAAGCUCGUGUGCGUGGCGUGUACGCUUCGCAUUACAACUCAAAGGACUCUAUUAUGAAUACAAAUCAGUCCAUCUUGCAAAAGGAGAGCAGUUUACUCCAGAAUUUGAGAAAUUAAAUCCACUUCAUUUCGUUCCGGUCUUAGUUGACAGUGAUUUGGUUGUUUCGGACUCACAUGCAAUCUUGCUGUAUUUGGAAGAGAAGUAUCCUCAAAAUGCACUAUUGCCCGUUGAUCCUCGUCUAAGAGCUAUCAAUCUCCAGGCUGCAAGUAUUGUCAGUUCCAGUAUACAGCCCCUUCAUAUGUUGGCAGUGCUGAAGUAUAUUGAGGAAAAAGUUGGUCCUGAAGAGCGACUAUCAUGGGCUCAAUACAGCAUAGUGAAAGGUUUCAAUGCUCUUGAAAAGUUACUGAAAGAUUUCACUGGCAGAUAUGCUACUGGUGACAAAGUUUACAUGGCUGAUGUGUUUUUGGCCCCGCAAAUCGCUGUAGCCACUAAGAGGUUUAAUGUUGACAUGUCCAACUUCCCCACUUUAAGUGCUAUAUACGAGUCAUGCAAGGCUUUACCAGAAUUCCAAGCUUCUUUGCCCGAAAGACAGCCUGAUGCUGUACAUUAAGUCUGCUUUAUCUGUGCAUCUGAGACGCAAUGAAUCUGUAUUUACACUAUCAGCUUUAUAUGGUUUCUGGAUUCUGGCGUUUAUUCAUGUAUUUAUAUGGGAAGGCUGCCUUCCCCAAUGCUAGCUUUGUUCAAAAGACUGCCACUUGAAUGUGGAAAAAGGGAGUUUGUAUCACCUAGACUAGAUAAAUGGAAGUGAAAUUGUGUGUGUGUGUUUUUUGAGUGAACUGGAGUUAAUGAAUCCAGAAGAUUGCCUUUUCCUUUU